This is a messenger RNA of Leishmania braziliensis MHOM/BR/75/M2904, 1611 nucleotides long. RefSeq lists its product as hypothetical. Lineage: Eukaryota; Euglenozoa; Kinetoplastea; Trypanosomatida; Trypanosomatidae. Gene Ontology annotation, molecular function: guanyl-nucleotide exchange factor activity. Gene Ontology annotation, cellular component: cytoplasm. The transcript has a single exon. Bases 1 to 1611 code for a protein of 536 amino acids. The record is from RefSeq and is a predicted model, not a curated record.
AUGCUGCGUCGUCUGCACACACGAAUCAUUGGCAUGGGCUCUGUCUGCGGCCUUGCGCCGUCCCCGCCUGCGGAGCUGUUUCUCAAGACUCUUCCCUCGCCAUGUGACGCAGACCCUGUGAAGUACCGUCGCUUUCAGCGAGAAGAGGUAGAAAAGCACGCCGCGCAGCGGCACCUCACGACUGUUGCCGCCUCCCCGGUGAAAGCCCCAGAGCCGUUUUACGACGUGAUCGAUGCGGCGGCAGGACACAAGCACGUGGUCAUGCUCACGCGCGAGGGUAACCUCAUCACCGUCGGCAACAAUCGGUACGGACAAACCGGAGCGCUGAACGCGGAAGGCCAGGACGGCGAAGGUGACGCGGCGGCUUCCCCGCCCCUCUCCCGUGGCGGCACUGGUCACAACACCCGAAGCAGCAGCGUUGUGCGUACCUCAGCCGUCGUGGCCGAUCUUGACCCGCUCUACAUCGACCUUGACGGGACAUUCCCGCGGACCGAUUCCCCCAUCGUCCGCGUCGCGUGCGGCUCGAACUUCACCCUGGUCUACCAGCACGGCAGUCGCCGUGUCAUCGCGUUUGGCAACAACCACAUGGGGCAGCUCGGGGUGGGGCACAAGAAGCGCAUAGACAGUGGGCGCGGGUUCGCGGAGUGGAAUCCGACAGCGUUGUGGUGGCCAGCGGGGCAGGCGAGUGUGCUAGAGACCGUGCGCUGCGGUUUCAAUCACGCAGUGGCCACGCUGAGUGAUGGCGGACUCUACUCCUUCGGCUGCAACAACUGGGGGGAGCUCGGCACCGGCAACAGCGACGCGCCAAUGUGGCCAACACGGAUCGUGUUCUUCGAGGAGCGCGGCAUGCGCGUCGCCAAGGUGGCGCUCGGCAACUCCUUCACCCUCUUUCUCACGAUGGAGGGACGCGUGUUUGGGUGCGGCGCGACAAACGGCGGCCAGCUGCCGCCGAACGCGUUCGACCCGGUGCCCAUCCCCCUCACACGCUCUUUCCAGCAGCACCGAAGCGACGAGGCGCCGCACGCGGUGGGCGGCGCGCCAAAGCUGAUUCGCGUGAAGGACAUCGCCUGCGUCGGCAGCCUCGCCGUUUUUGUUAGUGUGAAGAACGAGCUCCUGAUCCAAGGGUCGCUGCCGGAGUACGGUGUCCUGAUCCCGUCGCCGCGCUUCGCGGCAGUGGACCAGGCACCGGUGCUCAAGUACUUCGCCGCGCGCAUGGGCGCACAAACGUCGGAGGCAGACGACUACGAUAUUGUAGAGCUGGUGGGUGGUCCGUCCACGCUACUGGUGCGCUACCGCAACGGCUGCGUUGCUGCCCUCGGGGCCAACACGGAGGGUCAGCUGCACAAUGUCACCAAGGUACUGAAUGGCAAGCGCGUCAACCUCGCGCCUGCCUUCAAUGCAACGGAGCUGUUUCCGAUGUUUGUGCCGGCGACGCCGCUCUGGAGCACAGCGUGGUUUGCUUCCGGCAAGGGGUUCAACCUGCUUUUUGACGGAAACGAGGCCUACAGCGUGCCCGAGACCACCGCGCCGAUCGAGCUGCCGCCGGGGAGCGGCCGUACGCGUCGCACGACCACCGGCCGCCUGACGCGCCCCUCGGUGCCGCGCGAGUGA